Drosophila willistoni is the source of this 1680-nucleotide messenger RNA. RefSeq lists its product as uncharacterized. Lineage: Eukaryota; Metazoa; Arthropoda; Insecta; Diptera; Drosophilidae. The record is from RefSeq and is a predicted model, not a curated record. The coding region runs from base 50 to 1495 and encodes 481 amino acids. The transcript has 4 exons.
ACAUUUUACUUUCAUAAAAAAUUUGGUUUAUAAAAACAGUGAACAAAAAAUGCCGUUAAAAAGUCCACGUAUACGCCAAAAGGACUUCAAGUCCAGUGGAGUACUUUCACAUAAAAACAAUUCGCCACGUGCUGCCUAUAACAAGCCACUGAUUGUCGGACAGCAACUGAAGAAGCCGUCUAGUUUCAGUCAGCGUGUUCAGAAGAAGACAGUCCUGAGUUCUGCCGGCAAGGAGAACGAGAACAAGAACAAGCAGUUGCAGUUGGCCAGAAACAAACCCAAGGCCAUUCUACUAACGCCAUCUUCAUCUGAUAAUUCACUGACCACCAAUUUCUCAUCUGAUGGAGGGUCUGUAAGCUAUACUCUUUUACCAACCAAUGAUGAUACAAAGGGCAAGCCUGUGGCUAACAAUGCCAUUAAAGAUAACGCAAUACCAUGUCUAUCUGUGUGUUAUCGUUCGCGUAAAUCUCUCUCUCAGAUAGAUUUUAAGGAGGCACUUCGUAGUUACAAUGGUCAGAUGGUUUCACGUUUACCCAAUUCCCAUGCUGGGGAUGGUAAUGGUGGGUCAUCGAAUUCGUUAACCAUUAUGCUGCUAAAGGAAGCAGAUUUGAUCUGUCAGGCCCGUGAGGUUUGUGAAGUGCAAACGCUUCAUAAGAUUGGGCGUGAUCGUUUCAUGCGUCCGGGCAACUUGCGCAUCUUUAAUACUCUAUUGUUGUACUAUUGUCGUCGUCAACGAGAUCAAGUGCGUCUACUUUCUGAGCAAGUGGAAAUUCAAAAACGUGGCUUCGUUAAGACCCGAAACAAAUUGCAUUUGACCAAUGUGAUGUUCGCUAUGAACGAGCGUUCCAAUGAAAUGCUUAACAAUCAAUUAUUGCAAGCCCAAAAGGACAAUGCCAACCAAAAAGCUUUAUAUGAUGAUCUUAAUAGUCUAUUUCAACUAACCAAGAAAGAGAAGACACAAUUAAUUGAAGAUUUGGCUUCCGUAAAAAUUGAAAAUGAAAAUUUACAACAAGUUCUGGAGACCACACAAAAGGAUCUGGUCCUAGCCAACAGUCAGCAGCGUGUCCUGUUGGAGCAAAUGACCCGAGUCAAACGUGAUUAUAAGGAUGUUUUAAAUGAGAAUGCCGAUUUGUUAGAACUGGUAGAACAGCACAAACUUGAGUUGAGAAUCGUAAGGGGUAAUUUGGAUAUAGUGACCGACCAUAAUGAAAACCUAUCAGAAAGAAUAUCGAUGUUAGAAAAAGAUGUAGAACGUGGCAAACUUGCAUUGCAACAGCAGAAAAAGAAGUAUUUGGGAAAAAUUGCCGUUAUUGAUGCCGAUUUAAAGCAAAGGACCCAAGCAUUGAGAACAGUUCAGAGCUGCUUUGCUGCCACUGUGGGUCAAAGGAUUCGACGCUACUUGAACGAGAGUCAAACGGACUCCACGACGUUUCCGAUAGGCACCUUGUACCACGGAGAUAAUAUAACCCUUCAAAACCAUUUCAAUCUUUUGUGAUUUGUGACACAUUUGCUGGUCAGCAGGAAACCCCCCCGUCCCACCAAGAGCGCUCCCCCUGCUAUAGAUGAUGUCUCUGUACUCAUUUUUCGUUUCUAUAUUUGAAUUAUUGUUUUGUUUAGUUUUAUUGGCGUAAAUUUGAAUAAUUUGUUACACUAUUAAAUUGUUAAACUGACCAGCAAAAA